Bolinopsis microptera is the source of this 2431-nucleotide messenger RNA. Its product is annotated as CCN family member 1-like. The record is from RefSeq and is a predicted model, not a curated record. Lineage: Eukaryota; Metazoa; Ctenophora; Tentaculata; Lobata; Bolinopsidae. The transcript has 8 exons. The coding region runs from base 423 to 902 and encodes 159 amino acids.
CUAUCAAGCUUUUCUCAUUAUCACAGAGUCCGUCCCGUGAUAGUGCCACCGGGGACAGCCGAUUUGCAGAAACCUCAGAAGUGGUUUUGACGGGGAAGGUGCUAAACGUUGAACCGUUGGGGCCGAGGACUCUGCUCGCGAGGGCGAUAAUUGAAGUGGACUGCAUCUACAAAACCCCGCGGGUAGUUAACGUUCAGAACAUAAUAACAGUGGAAGGUGUGAGCACGCAUAUAACUUCCUGCCUAAGUGUUGUCAAGAGCUACACUCGAUACAUUUUCUUUCUUAGUUCUACUUCAGAUGAUUUAAAGUAUAAUAUCGACCACCAAUACGAACAGAAAGGAGCAUUACAGCUAAAAAAAAACACAGACCUAUCUGCUAUCUUAGAAGUUUCUUAUCAGUCUAGCUUUCAACCUCAAGGCAGAAUGUGUCAUCAAAAUUGCGUAGAAGUAUCCGAAUGGUCCGAAUGGGGCAACUGUGAAGCUAGCUGCGGAAAGAGUGUUAUGAAGCGUAGUCUCAAGCUUCCCCUGGGAACCAGAGUCAGAAAAAGACAUGAUUGUUCUAAAGUUGAAGAAAGGGCAUUAUGUGAGGUUUGUCCGUGCGAGGAGCCGAUAAGAUCCCUGAGUAACAUAUACGAGCUGGAAAAGCCUAUAGAAACUUAUUUCGUGCAUGAUGGAUGUCAAAGUACGGAGGUUGUGAGAAACAAGUGGUGUGUCGGGCUCUGUGAAGACCACAACAGUGAGAACGUACCAAUAAGAUGGGGAGUGGAAACAUUCCGAAUGAUUUGCUAUGACGGCAGAGUGGUAUUUUAUAAUGUAGCUAUAAUCCAAGAAUGUGGCUGCGUAAGACAGAAUGUUAAUGUCAAUGAUGACGAUAUCAUCAAUAGUCUGUUUGGUUUUAGUUGACGAGAUGGUCUCUCUGAAGUUAUCUUCCCUGGAAUGAUCGUGAUAUGCACUACACAUUGUUACCGUUGUUUAAAAGCUAAGCCUAUACUAGGACACCAAUUCAAGAAGAAGAAAAAGACUUAAAGAAAUUCUUUGAUUCCAAUCAGAAUUCAGACCAAAAAGAUCAAAAAACACUCGUUGGUUAUUUAAAACUUGUAAAUAACACUUAUGAUUAAAAAAUAAAGAACUUGAUGAUACUUUGAACGAUUUCAAGUUUAUUUAAAGUCGCUGAAUGGACAUCGAAAAGUGAAAUUGUUUAUUUGGUUAUUUGUUUGGUUGAAAUGAAACGUUAGCUUUAGAACCUUAAAAUCCUAGGAUAGUACCAAAGCAAGAUUAAUAUUUACAGUUUUAAAAAGUAUCAUGAUUUUAACCAUGGCAUUGUGGAUUUUAUUCAGUGCAACCUAUUUAUUGCAACUUACUUAAGACUUCCAGUGAUGAUUUAAAAGGCAUAAAACUCAGUAGGACUUCAAUAGUAGGACUUCGAUUGGAGUCGCAUUGUGUGUACAGUACAUUCUAAAUAUUGCUAUGAGUCCUUUUAAAGAACUGAAAAGCUACAAUCUACAAUGCAAGAUCAUACCUGGUAUUUGUGAAACGUCAAAUCACGUGACGGACCACGUGACGAACCACGUGACGGACCCUCCCAAUGGCGUCUAUCGUCGUAUCCUGCCAAAAGUUGGAUUAUAAUAACAGGCAAAGCAUUGACAAACACCUGCAUUAUUGUACCACUAAGCUCUAGUCACAUCCGGUAGUCCGACACGUUGAAAUUGAAGUGGUUAACGGUGAUUUAUGGCGAUUAACGGUGAUUUGUUGUGAUUAACGGUGAUUUGUUGCGAUUAACGGUGAUUUGUUGCUAACCGUUUUUAAUUCCAUUAGUUGCACUAGAAAUUAUGCGGUAAGUCCGUUAAAGACGCGGCAGGUCAAUGUAAUCAUGUUUAGGUGCAGCUUUAUGUUCUGGCUAGUAGCUUUUGUCGCAGUGCAAAUGUUAUGUGAAUUCAUACCCAUAAUUACAAAAUUAGUGAUAACAAAGUCUUACAUGAAUCGGUAAUAUCGGCAUGUUCCACAUUUGUCCAGUUAAAAAUAAGAUUUCAUCUCAAGAUCAGAAAAGCAUCACGGAUCCUUUUUUACCAUAACAGUUGGUGAUGAUCGACUGAAACAGAAUGUCAUUGUUUGAACGGCAUUAUUGUAAUUUUGUAAUCGCUUUGGUAGAUCCUAAUGUUGUGUAGAUCAAUGCUUUGUUGUCUGAAAAAUGUUUAUUAGUUACCGAGAUAUGCACUGGACUCCAAUGUCUUAUUUUGAAGUGACCGACUUGCACUCACUGCAGCCCCUUAUAAAAUAUAAUUUCAUUUGUUUUUCGUCUUCGAAGAAGAAUACUUAGAAAACAUAUUUAGUAACUUUUCAUCAUUUUAGGUUUAGGUGAUAUUUGUACAUAAAUUACCUUAUUGGCGAUUAUAAUAUCAGUUUGAAUAUAAGAACCAUAAACACCUUCUUUU